This is a messenger RNA of Phialemonium atrogriseum, 1078 nucleotides long. RefSeq lists its product as uncharacterized. The record is from RefSeq and is a predicted model, not a curated record. The transcript has a single exon. Lineage: Eukaryota; Fungi; Ascomycota; Sordariomycetes; Cephalothecales; Cephalothecaceae. Bases 176 to 940 code for a protein of 254 amino acids.
CAGUAAACAAGCCUGUGGCAGAUUCGAGCGCGGGCCUGACCGUCUGGCUAAUGACGAGGCUUUCACUGUUGCCUUGCAUGGGCUGUUUCGUAUCCUGAGAUCUUGGGAUGAUGGCAAAGGCUGUAUCAAGAGCGACUACGAUAUUCAACUCGACAUACUGGACGUGUACUCACCUAUGGAUAACGGUCACCGCCUUCAUGGCAACACCACCAGAGCUGAGAGGCUUGAUGCAGUCAUUCCUGGGGACAGAUACCAGAUUCGCAAUCGUGAUCUCCGGGACUACCGUUUUCGGUAUUCAUACCUCCAGCUCUUGCGCCCCACGGAUCUGCCGCUGGUGCCAGCUAUGACGAGUUUUCACACUGAUAUUCGAGCGAAGCGUUCUCUUUCUCAUGAGGUGGCUAUCGAGAUCGCCGCCAGAUUGCCGAAUCUCUCUGCUGGAGACUGGUAUAUGCUCGACUCAGAAAGGCGUUACCCAGUUUUGCGUCGUACGAUCCGGGCGCGUCUCACCCAGGCUGUCCAAAACUUAUUGUCCACGACUCGUCUUCGGGCGAUUCGGCUAUACAUGGACCAGAAUAUACUUUGGAACCAUUCCUGGCGUCCAGUAGAUCUUCGCCCCGCAGGUACGACGUUCGAUCCAUUAUGCAGGGCUAUUCGUGAGGCUACGGCUGAGUGCGAGACCCUCACAAGCCUUUAUAUACGAGGCACUCUAGACACGUCAUUGCUAUGGCCACUUCCUGGCCCAACAAUCGUCAGGCCUUUCUGGCAAAACUUGGUCCAUCUCAAUAUCCACUUUCAUAUGACAACACCGUCUGGGGCUUGGUACUUUCAAGCUAAAAGUCGUUCCCAGGACCCUGAUAGCCUUGCGUUCUCAACGUCAGAGUACUGCAGCGCUGCGACGAUAUCAUCCUCCUCGCCUGAGCCAUAUCCAGGAGGCAUUUGAGUAGUUGAUGGUGUAGAAAUGGACGGGUACCCUCCCUCCAUAUUCCGCUUGGUGCCUGACGAGGAACUCCUUGCUCCCCUGAUAGAAGCCUUUGCGCGAGCCUGUUUGCAGAUUCCCUCGUUGAAAGUGGCGUCUCUG